Molecule: messenger RNA, 3690 nt
Organism: Ctenopharyngodon idella (grass carp)
Lineage: Eukaryota; Metazoa; Chordata; Actinopteri; Cypriniformes; Xenocyprididae
Gene: mmp14b
Product: matrix metallopeptidase 14b (membrane-inserted)
Exons: 10
Coding region: 474-2345 (623 amino acids)
Biological process (GO): zymogen activation; collagen catabolic process; extracellular matrix organization
Cellular component (GO): extracellular matrix
Molecular function (GO): metalloendopeptidase activity; zinc ion binding
Source: RefSeq, a predicted model, not a curated record
UAAUGUUGACGAGGGAGGGCUUUGGCUUUUCACGAUCAGUUGGCAACACCUAUCGAGCGACCACGUCUACAGCCCGGAGAAAGGGGCUGCUGUGCAUAUGAAACAGAAGAUUUGAACCAACUAUCGCAAUGAAAGAGAAUUAAGACGAGAGAUAUUUUCAAAGGACAAUUUACACCGGGUUCUCUUCAUGCAACAUUUCAGCGCGUAGUGCAUAAAUCAAUAUGAUUUUAUGACUAUAGAGUUCCAGUCAAUGCGAUUCAAUCGUAAUCUAUAGCAGUAGAACUGUUUACAUUUUGAUAAACUUCAGUAUUCUCCCUUUCUCCUGGAGAAAUCAAAGUUCUCGUCGAUUUCGUCCCACAAAAGUGGUAGUCGCUAGUUUUUAAAUAAGCGUGGUUAUGUUUUGACAGUUACAAAGAGCAGCCCAACUUUUAUUAAGAGUAAUUAUCGUGUUUUCAACAAAGGACGACUGAAGAAUGAUUUGGAGCGGGUUGACGGAGCUGUUGCUCCUAUUAUUUGUGUGCGCGCACAGAUCGUCCUCAAAACAAGACACGAAACCUGAGGCAUGGCUACAGCAAUAUGGUUAUUUGCCACCUGGUGAUCUCCGCACACAUACGGCCCGCUCUCCUCACUCCGUCUCCUCUGCCAUCGCUGCCAUGCAGAGUUUCUAUGGCCUGACAGUCACUGGCAACAUGGAUCCCGCUACUCUAGAGGCAAUGAAGAAGCCCCGCUGUGGCGUCCCAGACAAGUUUGGAGCCGAACUGAAAAGCAACCUGAGAAAGAAGCGCUACGCAAUCCAGGGACUGAAAUGGGAUAAACAUGAGAUCACAUUCUGUAUACAGAACUACACGCCAAAAGUUGGGGAAUACGAGACGUUUGAGGCCAUCAGAAAAGCUUUCAAAGUGUGGGAAAGCGUCACUCCUUUGAGAUUCCGAGAGAUCCCUUACAGUGACAUCAGAGAUAAGGUUGAAAAUUUUGCCGACAUCAUGCUCUUCUUCGCCGAUGGCUUCCAUGGAGACGCCAGUCCGUUUGACGGUGAAGGAGGCUUCUUGGCCCAUGCUUACUUCCCAGGCAAUGGCAUAGGAGGAGACACGCACUUCGAUGCAGCAGAACCUUGGACCAUCGGCAACCGUGACUUGUUGGGUAAUGAUGUGUUCCUGGUGGCUGUUCAUGAACUGGGUCACGCCCUGGGAAUGGAACAUUCAAACGACCCGUCCGCCAUCAUGGCUCCCUUCUACCAGUGGAUGGACACGGAGAACUUUGAGCUUCCUGAAGACGACCGUAAAGGGAUUCAGCAGCUUUAUGGACCAAACACGGGAGGACGCCCACGACCACCUGUCACCCCUCAGACCCCACAUCAUACUCCAUAUCCCACACCAUACAGGCCCGGGGGACCUAGCUUUGGUCCUGACAUCUGCGAGGGCCAUUUUGACACCAUUGGCAUUUUUAGAGGAGAAAUGUUUGUGUUUAAGGAUAAGUGGUUCUGGCGCGUUCGUAAUAAUCGGGUUAUGGAAAAUUACCCCAUGCCAAUUGGACAUUUCUGGAGAGGUCUGCCUACAGGUAUCAAUGCUGCCUACGAAAGAGAAGAUGGGAAAUUUGUCUUCUUUAAAGGGGACAGGCAUUGGGUGUUCACCGAGUCGAAUUUGGAGUCAGGUUACCCGAAGACUCUGAGAGAAAUGGGUACAGGUCUUCCAAAGGACAAACUGGACGCAGCCCUCCUCUACACGCCUACUGGCUACACCUACUUCUUUAGAGGAAACAAAUAUUAUCGUUACAAUGAAGACACGCAGUCAGUGGAUCCAGAUUACCCCAAGCCUAUGAGUAAAUGGCAAGGCGUUCCAGACAACAUAAAGGCUGCCUUCAUGAGUCGAGAUCAAAGUUACACCUACUUCUACAAAGCCAAUAAGUACUGGAAGUUUAACAACCAGUUAUUAAGAGUGGAGCCCGGAUACCCCAAGUCUGCACUUAAAGACUGGAUGGGCUGUCCUAAUGAGGACUCCAAUACAGGUGGCGGUGGUGGAGGAAGUGACCGUGAUCGUGAAAGGGAACGUGAGCGUGAAAGGGAGCGUGAAAGGGAGCGUGAACGAGAGCGUGAACGGGAGCGUGGCCGUGACCGCACACACGAGGAAGACAAGACUGAGGAAGAGGGCAAAAAGGAGGAGACAGAGGUGAUCAUAAUCGAGGUUGAAGACGCACCCAGCAGUGGAGCAGGAGCAGCUGCCGUCGUGGUGCCACUUAUGUUGCUGUUCUGCGUGAUCCUUACGCUCGGAGCACUUCUCUUCUUCCGCAGGUACGGCACACCGAGACGCUUGCUCUACUGCCAACGCUCCCUACUGGACAAGGUUUAAACGUUUAGGAAGGGAUAAUGGAAGAAAGGGAAGGGGAGGAGAGGAGAGAAUUGAGAAUAUGGAAGAAGGGGACUUAUUAAAUAAGCAAAACCAAAAUGAGAAGUCUAAAAAAAUGGUUUUGGUCAAAAAGGGACCCUUUGUUGUUUACUUUAGAAAUGAUGCCACUCAGACAAAUCUCUGCAUUUUUAUAUUUUGUAAUUAGUGGACUUGAACGUUUUGCUUUCACACCUGUGCCGAGCUCUUCCUGCGCGCCGUACAAAGGCAUACGGUACUUGUUUUCCCCCCCGUGUCACUUUCACUUCAUCUCUCGCCUCUUCUCUCAAUGUCUUUCUCUUCUUUCCCUUCUGGUGUAAAACAUGACGCCAGCUCAUCGCUGUUUGUUUAGCCUUUUGUAAAUGUAAUUUUUUUAAAAGUUGUGAUUGUUGUUGUAUGUCUGACUCAUUGUGAAUUCUUACCCACUGUCGAAAACAGCGUUUGCCCCAAUCAGAAGACUUUGUACUUAUCUCAGGUUGCAGCCGAUGCUUAUUACAUUUUGCAUUUCAUGCAACCAUAAUAGCAGAAAAGUACCACUGCCAGGUACAAUCGUGGUUUUUGGAUGUGGUACCAUGGUAAAGGGUCCUCACAGUGAUGGGAAACCUGGAAAAAUAACAUUUUUGAAAUUAUUAAUUGUAAAACAUCAUUAGGAAAAAUGUAAAUCUAGUUUUAAAAAUGAUUAUAUUAUAAAAUAUAGUCAGAAAUUGAUGUAAUUUCUGUUAAAUAAUUUUUUUUACAUUUCUUCCAGGAUGCAUGAACUAGAAAAGUCAGUCAAAAAGUGCUGUAGUACCAUAUAAACACCAUAGUGCAUGAACCAUGGGACCACCAUAGUACUUUAAAGUGCUUCCAUAUGCACCAGAUAUCAUGAAACAUUAUCUGCAUUGGCUCAUGAAAGGUAAUUCUUUUAACUAAACCAACACAGGGUCUGUUUCCCACCCCAUGUAACUCCCAACUCAGGUUAAGAAUCCAAAGUCAUGUGCCAUUCCAAAGAUAAUUGAUACUUAUCCCACUAACAAUGCCUGCAAAGCUGUGCUGUCUGUCUGUGUCCUUCAGUAGUAUGGCUUUAUAUUGUACUGUAUUUUAAAUAAUUACCAUUAUUGAUAAUGAUGAUGUCGUUAUCAUUAUAAUUAUUACUAUUGUUAUUGUUCUCCAUGUCAAGAAUGUGUUUUUUUGAUUUUAACAAUUGUCAUUAAAAAUGUCCUGCUGGACAGGCAAUAAUGUAUGUCUUAUGAAGUGGCCUUAAUUUGGGGGAAAAGUGAAUGGGUGGGUUUGUAUUUUUUGAAAUGAAAUAAAUUUUAAAAUAUGAAAAUGA